AUGGAUGAAUUUGCUAAUAAAGUUCAAGAUGACUUUUAUGCUGCAGAGUCAGCUUUUGAAAAACCCUACUCACUCCAAGGGUUCUCAACAAAAGAAAAUGAUGUGCAAGAAGAGGAGCUAUCCCUGCAAGCUUUAACGGAAAUAGAUUAUCGCCUAGCCUAUUUUUCUGAGAAGUUGCUGAACUUGCAUUUGCUUUAUAUUUAUCUAUUGGCUGAGGAAAGUGAUCUUGAAGUAAUGGAUUCAAAGAAUAACUGCAUCUUGGCACACUUAUUUGAGAAGGCAAUGACAUUUGAUCUAUUGUCUGGCAUUUUGGAUUCUGAGGUAAGAGAGCUGGAGAGUUUCAUGGACACUCUCAAAGAAGAAAUUGUUGAUGCUCGUCAUAAAAUAUUUUCAUGCAGACAUUUGACUGAGGUUUUCCUUAUGAUGGACAAAAAAUUGCAUGACUCUGAAGAGUCUGUGAAGCAGUUUGAACAGCAGUUAUUGGAGUUGAAAAUGCAAUCAUCCCAGUUACAGAAAACCAUUGAGGCUUAUCGAAAUGAGAAUUGCGAAACAUGGAAGGCCUUGAAUUUAUCAGGACAUGGUCAACUUUUAGAUGUGAAAGCAAAAUCCGAUGAUCAGAUGGUUGAACAACGAAGAUAUAUUCUGCGAAUGCUUGAGAAAUCACUAGUGAGGGAGCUAGACCUUGAAAGGAAGUUAGCAGAGUCAAGGAAUAAUGAGGAGCUAAAAUUGAAACUCCGUUACUCAGAACAAGUGGCAUAUUAUAUGGAAGAAGCAGCAAAAGUAGUUUGGGGAAGAUUUCUAGAGGCAGACAAUACUGCAGAGGUGUUGAUGGGGAUUUCUAAAGGUAUAAUGGGACGCCUUCAAGUAACAGAGUUCAACCGCAAUGGUUCUAUGCAACGAGAAAAUGAGCUGAGAUUAACUGUUCAAAAUUUGAUGGAGCAACUCAAGGCUAAAGAUGCUGCAUUAGAGAAGCUUGAGACAUGUAAUGUUGAGAGUACCAAGGAAAAGAAUGAUGUGUUGGCUUUGAGGGAAAAGGUGAAGUUUCUUGAGAAAGAGAGAAAGGAUUUUGAGCUUCGGAUUAAUAAUGUGAUUGCAGAGAAUGAAGCAUAUCAUGAACAUCAUAUUGAAAUGGAAAAUUUCGUUGAAUCCCUCAGAGAAAACAUUGACAUUGCAGUAAAUCGGGCUGAGAGUGCAGAAGCCAAGGUUACACAGCUAACUGAGACCAACUUGGAACUUACUGAAGAGCUGAAUUUUCUUAAAGGGAGUGCUAGCGCUGCAGAGAAAAAGGUUGGUUCACUUGAGAAGCAACUUAGGGAAUUAGAUAUCCAACUACAGAAUGCAAAGGCGUCUUCUGAAGCAAGUCAAGAACAGCAGAACAUGUUAUACACAGCUAUAUGGGAUAUGGAAAUAUUAAUUGAAGAGCUGAAGUCAAAGGUUUCGAAAGCUGAAAGUAAUAAGGAUUGUGCUGCUGAGCAAUGCUUUGUGCUAUCUGAAACAAACUUAGAACUUAAUAAAGAAUUGGAUCUCCUUAGGUCCAGAACAAUAAGCUUAAAAACAUCUUUGGAUCAAGCUAGCAAUACAAAAUUUUCUAGGGCAAAAGAAAUUGAUACUAAAACCAAGCUUAUCAUGGAUAUGGUAAUGCAACUGUCCUCUGAACGGGAGCGGAUCAAUAAUCAGUUACAUUCUUUAAAACAGGAAAAUAAAAAUUUGGUACAAAAGUUGAAGAAUACUAAAAUUGAUGGCUCUUUAGAUGCAUGCAACAAUGGACUAAAUAACAGAAAUGAAGAUCAAGCUUCCAACAAUGACUCAAGCAAUGAUAGCUGUGCUAAAUCGUCAGAUGAAGAAGGAAUAUAUCACUAUAAUGCGGCCUUUCAGGUGGAUGAAGAAGGUGCAAACUCCGAAACUCGAGCAGCAGCAUCUAUUUCAGCAGAUAAGCCUGCAAAUUGGAGAAAGAUGACAUUUCUUUCAGUAGUGUUUUUGGUCCCUCUGGUUUCUGUGUUAGCAUUCUGGUUGUUUGACAAAGGAAACAUUUUCCUUUCCAAGAGCUUAUGA
This is a messenger RNA of Sphenostylis stenocarpa, 2052 nucleotides long. NCBI's taxonomy places the organism in Eukaryota, Viridiplantae, Streptophyta, Magnoliopsida, Fabales, Fabaceae. The record is from the annotation of a GenBank genome assembly.